Molecule: messenger RNA, 1089 nt
Organism: Zeugodacus cucurbitae (melon fly)
Lineage: Eukaryota; Metazoa; Arthropoda; Insecta; Diptera; Tephritidae
Gene: E(spl)m7-HLH
Product: enhancer of split m7 protein
Exons: 1
Coding region: 157-762 (201 amino acids)
Biological process (GO): anterior/posterior pattern specification; regulation of transcription by RNA polymerase II; regulation of neurogenesis
Cellular component (GO): nucleus
Molecular function (GO): DNA-binding transcription factor activity, RNA polymerase II-specific; RNA polymerase II cis-regulatory region sequence-specific DNA binding; protein dimerization activity
Source: RefSeq, a predicted model, not a curated record
CAUUCCUAGCGUACUCAGCAUUCUCGUUGCAGAACUUGUAGUGAAAACAACAUUGCAUAAUCAAGCAGAUUUUGGAUUGAAUUUUGAAAAAGAGCAAAGUAAAACAACUAUUUUUCGUUUUCGUGUUAAAGUACAAAGUAAAUAAACAACAACAAGAUGGCAACCAACGCUUAUGAAUUAUCAAAGACUUAUCGUUAUCGUAAAGUGAUGAAGCCGCUAUUGGAGCGUAAACGUCGUGCGCGCAUCAAUCAGUGCCUGGACGAGCUCAAAGACCUGAUGGCCGAAUGUGUACAGCAACAAAGUGGCGAUGCGGAGGUGAAAUUGGAGAAGGCCGACAUACUCGAAUUGACUGUGGAGCACUUACGUAAAAUGCGUCAGCAACAGACAAAAACCAAGCGCAGCGAUGAAGGUGCACGUGAGAGUUUCCGUUCCGGUUAUAUUAAAGCGGCACAUGAGAUAUCACGUUGUCUCGCCACUUUACCAAAUGUCGACGUCCAAUUGGGCACACAAUUGAUGACACAACUCGGUUUGCGCCUCAAUCAAUUGGAGUCACAGCAUCAGCAAGUGUACACCGCUGUCAAUCAACCAUUGAGUGUCAAUUGCGGUCCAGCUACACCUACUUCCAACACCACCUCCACCAUGUACAGUCCGGUUUCUAGCGGUUAUGCUAGUGACAAUGAAUCGACUACCUCCAGCCAAUCGGCAGCAAGCAGCGGCGGUCUAUUGCAAGUGUCCUCAACAAGUGUCUGGCGUCCUUGGUAGUGUGACAGUGUGGCAGCACACGUAUAGCCUUUAGACACGCCAGUGACUGAGCUCGUGCAUAGACUUAAUUGUAUAAUCUACGGUCUCAUUUAGUUUAAGUGAAAAUUGUUUUUUUAAUUUUAAUGUCAUAAUUCUUUUAUGUUUUAUGUAAACUGUUAUUAGCGAAUUAAUUGCGUAAGAAAGUUGUGUAGUUUUGUAAACUGUGAUAGGAAAAGCUUUAGUUAUAUGCAGACAACAACAAUUGUACUGUAGUAGUAUUAGUAUUUAAGCCGAAAUGAUUGAUGAUAUAAUGAAAUGAUAUAUCAAUAUAUGACAAAAAAUGAAAAC